GAGAGAGAGAGAGAGACGUCUUGCUCUGGCGGAGUGAAUAAGCGCUGUCCAUGAGGAAUACCCCGCACACUCUCUCUCACACGCGCGCGCGCUGUAUCUCUGCUCAGCCUGUGACAGUGAGCAGUAAGCGGGUGUGUGUGUAUGUGUGUUGGACUGAAGAAGAGCAGCAGGGCGCAUCGCGGGAAUUCUCUUUCCUCUCCUCACUGGAUUCUGAAUGGGGUUUUAUACCGGGAUAAACUUGGGAUAAUAUUACAGGGUUGACUGUUUCUCCAUGUGUUUGGACACAAUGAUUGCUCAGAGCACAAUGGAUUUGUUUCUAUGGACCCUUCUGAUUUCUGUGUUCUCAGCUGUAUCAGUCCAGGGUAACCCAUUUGCCUCUCUGCCACCUAUGUCAGCGCCGCGGAUCUACCUGUCCUUCAAAGAGCUGAAGUCUACAGGCACGGCACAUCACUUUGCCUUCUUGCUCAACUCUACUGACUACAGGGUUCUGCGCAUGGACGAGGAUCAUGACCGCAUGUAUGUGGGAAGCAAAGACUACAUCCUCUCCCUGGACCUAAAUGACAUCAACAAGGAGCCUCUUAUAAUCCAUUGGCCUGUGGCUCCUCUGAGGAAGAAUGAGUGUGUUCUGUCAGGGAAGGACAUCAAUGGCGAGUGUGGAAACUUCAUCCGUUUGAUUGAACCAUGGAACCGGACUCACCUGUAUGUAUGUGGAACAGGAGCCUACAACCCCAUUUGCACUUACGUGGACAGGGGUCAAAAAUCACAGGCUUUGCUCCAGAAUCAGAAUCUUCGAGCAGGAGGCCGAACAAGUCGUGCAGCUGAACCCAGUGCCUCGCCUGAGCCUUAUGCACCGAAGGAAUACAUCUUUCGUCUGGAGCCGGGUAAAGUGGAUUCUGGAAAGGGAAAAUGCCCAUUCGACCCCAAAUUGAACAGUGUGUCUGCGCUGAUCAAUGGCCAGCUCUACGCUGGAGUGUACAUCGAUUUUAUGGGAACCGACUCUGCCAUUUUCCGUACGCUAGGAAAACACACGGCCAUGAGGACUGACCAGUACAACUCACGCUGGCUCAAUGAUCCCACAUUUGUUCAUGCACAGCUCAUACCAGACAGUGCGGAGAAGAAUGACGACAAAUUGUACUUUUUCUUUCGUGAGAAGGCUUCAGAGAUGGGCCAAACCCCCAUGACUCAAUCCAGAAUUGGCAGGAUCUGUUUGAAUGAUGAUGGAGGUCACUGUUGUUUGGUAAACAAGUGGAGCACUUUCCUGAAAGCUCGACUAAUCUGCUCCGUUACCGGGGCUGACGGCAUUGAGACGCACUUCGACGAGCUCCGGGAUGUGUUUAUUCAGAAGACUCAAGAUACCAAGAAUCCUGUCAUCUAUGGAGUCUUUUCAGUGUCUGGAUCAGUGUUUAAGGGUUCAGCCAUAUGUGUGUAUUCCAUGGCUGAUGUACGUAUGGUCUUCAAUGGCCCCUUUGCCCACAAGGAAGGUCCAAACUACCAGUGGAUAGCCUACCAGGGGAAAAUCCCCUACCCUCGGCCUGGCACGUGCCCAGGAGGGACAUUCACUCCCAACAUGAAAUCCACUAAAGAUUACCCAGACGAGGUUAUCAACUUUAUGCGGAACCACCCCACCAUGUACAACGCUGUGUAUCCGGUGCACAAGCGCCCCCUGGUGAUGCGCACCAACGUUGAUUACGAGUUCACCACUAUCACUGUGGACCAAGUUGCAGCAGCAGAUGGGAGUUACGAGGUGCUGUUCUUAGGAACAGACAAAGGGACAGUGCAGAAGGUCAUUGUUCUACCUCGAGAUGAUCUACAGACUGAGGAACUAGUUCUGGAGGAAGUGGAGGUCUUUAGGGUUCCAACACCAAUAACCACAAUGAAGAUUUCUCCAAAACGACAACAGCUGUAUGUGAGUUCAGCAGUGGGAGUGACUCACUUGGCAUUACACAGAUGUGAUGUGUACGGUGAGGGUUGUGCAGACUGCUGCCUCGCCCGUGACCCUUAUUGUGCUUGGGAUGGCAAGUCCUGCUCCCGCUACUCCAAUAACCACAAGAGGCGCAGUCGAAGGCAAGACGUGAAGUACGGCAACCCGAUUAGACAGUGCAGAGGUUACAACUCUAAUGCCAACCGAAACACCCUGGAGGCAGUGCAGUAUGGAGUGGAAGGAAGCACUGCAUUCCUGGAGUGCCAGGCCAGGUCUCCGCACGUAUCAAUCAAAUGGCAUUUUCAGAAGGAGAACAGUGACAGGAGACGAGAGAUUCGUUCAGAUGGACGUGUGCUGCACACAGAUCAGGGCCUGCUUUUGCGCUCUCUGCAGCUCUCUGAUGCCGGCACCUACCAGUGCACAGCCACAGAGAAGAACUUCAAGCACACACUGGUCAAGCUGCAGUUGCUUGUGCUCUCAGUGCGCACUGUCAACAGCAUCCAAAUGGAGACCGGAGCCUCUAUACCCGUCAUGCCUGCAGUUCCUCUACAGACCAGUGCCUGGACACCCAGCGCUGAGCAGUACAAAGACCUGCUGACCAUCCUGAGCCAGCCUGAGAUGGGUUUAAUCAACCAGUACUGCCAGGACUACUGGCAAAUCGCUGAGCAUGACAAGAAAGACCCGUACGAACCGAAAGAUCAGCGCAAACCGCGUAACCGGAGACACCAUGAGACCCAGAGGAGCUCAGCCGAGACAUGAGGAGGGUGCUGAGGAGGCUGAUGAGGCCAGAUAAAAAACACAGACACAUAAAGUACAUGCGUCCACAAGACUUAAGCUAAAACACCAACCCACUGAAACACAUUACACAUGAAUAUAAGUUCCACUACAGCGUGACCGAUGGACUAAAAUGGACACAUUAGAGCAGCGAGAGUAGGCAGUAUUUAUUGUAGUUUGUACAUAGUUAGACUCUGUGGAUAUCUUUGUACCGAGAGCACAAAAAGAGUGAAAAACAAACCGUUUUUUUUUUUGUGUGUAUAUGAUUCUUCUGUGCAGAUAUUUUAUUAUUGUUAUUCUUCGUAUAGCAUAUUUAUUAUAGUGUUCUUGUCCCAAUGAACUGUGUGAUUGUAUUAUGAGGGAAGGUGAGUGCACAGUUACAAGCUGUAUAUACUGAGUGGAUAAAUACUCAUGGUGCCUCAUUCACAGGUGUUCUGAAUAUUCCACCAUGUAAUAUACAAUACUAUAUUAGCUGUAGCAUCAGUGGUUUUACUGACCAAGCAGUUUCCAUGGAUACAAGCUGUAUUCCUAGUCAGUCACACGUUCAUGUAUGCUUCAGCUCAUAUUAGGUAACGGGAGACAUUGCAUUGAGUCCGAUGUCCAAAUUAGGGCGAGACGAAGCAAAAAAUAAAGGCCAGUUUGUUAGACCAAUAAUUUGAACAAAUCAUCUUAAAACUGUUUAUUAUAUCACUAUUUAUCCAAAUUGUUAAUAAACAAACAUGUAUCUCCUAUAAUUCUGAUGAACAAUCUGCAGUUCAUUACAAGAAAAGGCGUUUUUCCUGAUUAUGGUUUUUACAUGCAGUGGCUUACAUAAAUAUUUACCCCUUGGAACUUUUCCACUUUUUCUCAUGGUAUAACUUGUAACUUAAAUAAAUUUUGAUGCUAUAAUUGGGUAAUAUGUCAAAACCUUUGCAUACUAAUGAAGAAUUACAAAAUCAUUUGUCGGUGAAUGGGGUGGGAUUUUUUUUUUUUUUUGCUUUUGCUUUUUUCUGCCCCCUAGUGGAAAACGGUGGUAAAUUCUUUCCAGUUUAGUUAUUGUUCAAAAGACGAUCUUGCUUUCGUGCAUAGGUGCAAAAUUCAUUCGAUUGAUCCUUUAUACACACCCCUUCUUGAGCUAUCCUUGUAAAUGUUUGAACAUUUUUGUGGUCAAAAUUAAUUAUAAUAUUAUCUCUCUGAGUACUUGUUUAAGGAAAGAAAAUUCACAAUCUUUAGAUGAAUCGAAUAACACUGUGUAAAGUCAGAAUCCUUACAACUCGACACGGAAAGGUGUUAAACAUCAGCUUUAUGUCUUUGUAAAGUUCUUGAUCUUCCAUGUCUGUAUGACUAAAUGUGCGCAAUUCCUCUGUAAGUCACCAGGUCUGGCUUAAACCCAAAAAAAGACAUCCUUCACAGUAAAUAUAUGCUUUCAUAAAAAUGAUGUGUAAAUAGUACAUACAGUUAUUGCACGUGCAAAUAAGUACAUUAAAUUACAGAAUGCAUAGGAUUCGAAUCAGGAUAUUGUUUCUUUUUUUGUAAAUUAAAAGAAUAUAAAAGGGGUAUGCCAUAUUGUGGUAAACUUGUAGAUCUUUAUAACAGAGAAUUCAAGGAGAGCACUUUUUAGGAGAAUUGUUCUCUUUUUUUGUUUAGUUUUUUGCAUGAAAUGGUUUUGUACUGUACAGCUUUAUUAGUUAAAACUCAGUUAUGUUGAUGUGUAGAUGUUUAUGGAUGGUCUUUUAUGUAAAAGAAAAAAAAAAUUCACUUUAUGCGAAAA
This is a messenger RNA of Silurus meridionalis, 4445 nucleotides long. It is a transcript of the gene sema3fa, whose product is annotated as sema domain, immunoglobulin domain (Ig), short basic domain, secreted, (semaphorin) 3Fa. Gene Ontology annotation, biological process: positive regulation of cell migration; semaphorin-plexin signaling pathway; negative regulation of axon extension involved in axon guidance. Gene Ontology annotation, molecular function: semaphorin receptor binding; chemorepellent activity. Lineage: Eukaryota; Metazoa; Chordata; Actinopteri; Siluriformes; Siluridae. Bases 272 to 2680 code for a protein of 802 amino acids. The record is from RefSeq and is a predicted model, not a curated record. The transcript has 19 exons.